Triticum urartu is the source of this 804-nucleotide messenger RNA. RefSeq lists its product as uncharacterized. Lineage: Eukaryota; Viridiplantae; Streptophyta; Magnoliopsida; Poales; Poaceae. The record is from RefSeq and is a predicted model, not a curated record.
GUCUCUACUUCGUGCGUCUUCCGGUCACUCCCGACUCCGGUGCGGUGAGCCCCUCGCCGCCCGCCGGCGAUCUCCGUAUACGAGAGGAAACAAAUAGCCAGCCCGGCAACUCUCCCGCACUCCGGCUCGGUAGCCUUUCCCUUUCCCCGUUCGGUUGGUCCAAGCGCUCGCGCUCCUGGCCAGCUGGUUGGCUGGAUCUAGCCGGCCAGAACCCUAACCUAACCCGGCGGGUCUCCAAUCCUGUCCGCAUGGAGCCGGCCGCCAACGGCGACAAGCCCUCCGACGAGCAGCAGCAGUUCGAUCCCAGCCGGAUGAUUGGCGUCAUCAAAAGGAAGGCCUUGAUUAAAGACCUAGCCGCUGCUUACCACGCUGAGUGUGUAGCAUGUUGUAAAGAGCUUCUGGAACUCCAGAGGAAGUGGGAGGAGGAGCAAUGUGUCGAAGCUAAGAUGCCCGAAGUGCCAAAACCAUCUUCGACGAAGCCUUCUAAGCGCAGGAAGAGGUAGAUCUACCAGGGGAUUAAUCGAUGCUGCAGUUUACUUCAGUGGGGGAAAUGGGAAGAGAAAAGAAAAGACUCAUGUAAACAUAGUUGACCUCCUGAUACACAGGAAGGCGUGGUAAAAAACUCUACUGAGAUUCGUGGUCUUCAAAAUGUGGCACGAGCUAGUAAAAAAGUUUCGAGUAAUGUGUGUGUACUGGUGUGGUCAAUCACCAUGUGAACUUGUGAAGUGAAGCAACCUACUAUCACGGCUUGCUGCUGUCUUGCCCUCUGGGUAAAAAACUUAUCCCGGCUUGCUGGUUCGGCUA